AAUUUCAUUAUGUCAAAGUUCAAAGUUAAACGAAGAACAACAACACGGUCUUGCUGACCUGACCACUAAACAAGUCGAAAACACCAUUCUUCUUUCGCAAUCUUCACACUAGUUUACUCAUCUCAUCAUCAUCAUCAUCCUAUAUUUAUAAUGGAAAGCACGUACUCCAAUUCAUCCAUUACUCUCUCUCAAUUUUCUCAUCAAUGGCUGAAACCAAUAAUAUGGCCAAAGCCAAGAUGCUUUUUUCAACGGCGGCUUCAAUGGCCGCCACGGCAAUGGUGGUACGAUCAUUUAUGAAUGAUUUCCUACCCCAUCAAUUCCAUGACCUCCUAUUCUCACGCAUCGGCAAUUUCUUCAAUCGAUUUUCGUCCCAGAUGACUAUGGUGAUCGAAGAGUUCGAUGGUUUCGUCAACAACGAAAUCUACGAGGCUGCGGAGGUUUACCUGAGUGAGAAAAUCUCUCCAUCGACUCAGAGACUCAAAGUGAGUAAACCAGUGAAGGAGAAGAAUAUCACUAUCGCUAUGGAAAGAGGCGAAACCAUUGUUGAUUUCUUUAAUGGAAUCAAAUUCACAUGGGUUUUGGUCUGUUCACAAUCCGAAUCCCAAAAUUUCAACUAUAUGAAUUCCACGAUUCGAUCGGAAGUACGAUGGUUCGAGCUUAAAUUUCAUAAGAAACAUUUGAAUUUGGUUCUGAAAUCUUAUCUGCCCCAAAUUAUUGCUGAAUCAAAAUUAGCCAAACAGGAUAAGAAAACCCUCAAAAUCUUUACGAUUGAAAAUACUUACGCAAAUCUCGCCGAUAUUUGGAUGCCAACGAAUCUGGACCAUCCAUCGAAUUUUGAGACUCUGGCUCUGGAUUUGGAGACGAAGAACUUCAUUAUCAAUGAUCUUCAGAAGUUUUUGAAGAGAAAAGAUUAUUAUAGAAAAGUUGGGAAAGCUUGGAAGAGAGGUUACUUGUUGUACGGACCACCUGGGACUGGUAAAUCGAGCUUGAUUGCUUCCAUGGCUAACUACUUGAAUUUUGAUGUGUAUGAUUUGGAGCUUUCGAAGCUCAAUUGCGAUUCUGAACUUCGGAGAGCGCUCAUUGCAAUGGCGAACAGAUCGAUAUUGGUGAUUGAAGAUAUCGAUUGUUCUGUCAAUUUCGAAGAUCGAAACAAGGCUGCAGUAACAGACUCUGAAGAGAAUAAGGUGACUUUGUCUGGUUUGUUAAAUUUCAUAGAUGGACUAUGGUCAUGUUGUGGGGACGAGCGUAUCAUAAUAUUUACUACUAAUCACAAAGAGCGACUCGACCCGGCACUGGUGCGGCCGGGUCGCAUGGAUGUUCACAUCCACAUGUCUUACUGCACCCCUGAUGGGUUCAAGGUGCUCGCCUCGAAUUACCUUGGCAUUAAACACCAUGUGUUGUUUGAGGAGAUCGAGCGGCAACUUGAACCCACUGAAGUUACCCCUGCUGAAGUAGCAGAGGUACUUAUGAAGAGUGACAAUAAUCCUCAAGUUGCUUUAGAAGGUGUUAUUGAAUUUCUCAAUGUGAAGAGAAAGGAAAAUGAAGACGCUAAGUUGAAGAAAGAAAAAGAAGAGGGGAAAUAGGAUAGAAAAGGAAUUAGAUGAAGGAAAUAAUUCCACAAAGUAUAAGACUAAGAGGUCAAGCCUGUCCCGGCCAAAAAUUAAAAUUUAUUUUGAAAAAGUACAUAAAUUAAUCUUGGUCAGCCUGGACAAUUGAUGUAGUAAUCCCAUGCUGGGGAGUUGGGGGUCAUGUGUUCAAACUCGUGUUAUCUUGACAAAGAGUAAAAAGAAGAGGUCUUAAAUGUGAAAGUUCUACCUGCGAAUGAGAAAAGGGAAAAACUGUAAAAUAGGGAGGGGUAAAUUGUGAAAAAGAUAAUUCUAAGGGCAAAUAAAAAUAAAAUAAGCAAGCAACAGCUUCCACAGUUGAUUAAUAAGUGCCUCCACUAGUGCUGCUCCUAAGGUUUUAGUAAACAUUUUUGAGGGGGAUUUGAGCUCUCAUGGUGGACCCAUAUAAAAGCAAGAAAUGAGAAAAAAAAAUAUGUAGAUGUAUUUCAAUUAAUUACAAUAUACAUUUGUAAUUAAAAGUGAUAAAUAUUAAUAAAAAUUCAAAUUCCAUCAAA
Molecule: messenger RNA, 2119 nt
Organism: Cannabis sativa
Lineage: Eukaryota; Viridiplantae; Streptophyta; Magnoliopsida; Rosales; Cannabaceae
Product: protein HYPER-SENSITIVITY-RELATED 4
Exons: 2
Coding region: 204-1583 (459 amino acids)
Molecular function (GO): ATP hydrolysis activity; ATP binding
Source: RefSeq, a predicted model, not a curated record